Messenger RNA from Hypanus sabinus (Atlantic stingray), 1056 nucleotides. RefSeq names its product probable G-protein coupled receptor 139. Gene Ontology annotation, biological process: G protein-coupled receptor signaling pathway. The record is from RefSeq and is a predicted model, not a curated record. The transcript has 3 exons. Lineage: Eukaryota; Metazoa; Chordata; Chondrichthyes; Myliobatiformes; Dasyatidae. Gene Ontology annotation, cellular component: membrane. Bases 1 to 1056 code for a protein of 351 amino acids. Gene Ontology annotation, molecular function: G protein-coupled receptor activity.
AUGGCGAGGUCAGGCGAAGCAAAGAUCCAGACUGAGGCGAGGCAAGGCAAAGCAGGGUUCCAGGCAGGAAGAGGACGAGCACAGAGAACAACAAUGGAGCAAGCCCCUAUUCUGGCGAUCGGGAACGUUUUCUACUAUGCAUUGGCAAUAUUAGGUAUCCCAGCUAAUGUGGUCACACUUCUGACACUCCAGCUCCGGGACUGUGGACUUUCAAACAGCACUAACAUCUACCUCGUGUCUAUGGCAGCGGCAGACAUCAUCGUCCUGAUCUUCUACGUGGGGAUGAACCGCAUUCUGGUUCCUCGUUUUUCACAAUACUUUCACUUGUUUACUAUGGUGUGCCGCUUCGAGUUAAUCAUGAUAGCGGCGGUGGUUGACUGCUCCGUCUGGCUAACCGUGUCGUUCACGUUCGACCGCUUUGUGGCCGUCUGUUGUCAGGGUUUUAAGCGGAGAUACUGUACAGCAAAAACGGCAACACUGAUGGUCAGUACUGUUUACCUUCUGACAUAUGCCAGGAACCUCCCGUAUUAUUUCACUGUUCUUCCUUACAUAGUUUACAAAGGCCAGCAGAUCGGUUGCAAGACAAAUCCUGCUGUCUACUCAGUUCCAGGAUGGAGAGCGUUCUACUGGCUUCAUACAGUUUUAACUCCCUUCGUCCCGUUUGCGACAAUAAUUCUUUUCAACCUUUUGACCAUCUGGCACAUCGUGGUGGCCAGUAGGGUCCGUCAGAGUUUCCAUUCAGAUGGAGCAUCGGGAGACGCGGAGCUGAGGAAUCGCCGAAGAGCCAUGGUCCUUCUCUUUGCUGCAUCAGCUAGUUUCAUAUCCCUAUGGGUGUCAACGGUCGGACUCUUCCUCUUUUCCCGAAUCACAAACACGUAUUUCUACCGAAAUUUCAACGAUCCAUUCGCUGUCGUCAAUGAAAUAUCUCGUAUGCUCCGGGUUCUGAACUGUUGUUCGAGCACUUGCAUGUACGCUUUAACUCAAUCUAAAUUCAGGGAAGAGCUGAAGAGCUUGGGAAAAUCCUAUAAAAAUCUAAUAUGGAAAGUGUUGCAGUGA